UGGAGGUGAUAUCACAAUCACACGUGGCGUGAGGGAAGAGAAACUCAGAACUAAACUGCAAUCCCUCACUCGCUUCCUCAUCUCUCCCUCUCGCUGCAUCCACUCUACGAACCCUAAACUGCAAUCCCUAAAGGUGUGAUUUUGAGAUUAUGGCCAAAGCUACAAGGACAAGACGCAGGAUCCAUUCACGACGGAUCAGAGCAAGACCGUACAAAUCUCAGUCUUCUAAUCGACGUGUGGCAAGUAACGUGUUUGCAAAAGAUUGUACAAAGUGUCUAGAGAAGAGGGACUAUGAGAAUGUUAUAUGCUCAGUUUGCAUGGAGUGUCCCCACAACGCUGUUGCUUAGACCAGUUCAAGAAAGCGUCAGCUAAACUCAAGUCAACGUCUCAUCAACCGGUCAACAAGUCUGAGCUUGGGAAUCUCACAUGCCCACUUUGUAGAGGCCAGGUGAAAGGUUGGACAAUAGUGCAGCCUGCACGGGACUUUCUGAAUCUCAAGCAGAGGAUCUGUAUGCAGGGGAACUGUGUUUUCGCUGGAAGCUUCAGAGAGCUGAGGAAACACAUGAAAACGGAUCACCCUUGUGCAAAGCCGCGUGAAGUUGACCCUGAUGUGGAGCUGAACUGGAGAAGGCUUGAGAUUGAGCAGGACCGAGCUGAUGUUAUCAGCACGAUUAGGUCUAUGAUGCCCGGUGCAACGGUGUUUGGGGAUUACGUUAUAGAAACAAACAACCCCAACGGUUCUGAAUCAGGUUCUGAAAAGGGUCGUGAUCACCGUGCUGGAUUUGGUAGGAAUUUGUGGAGUGUUAUCAUUAUGAUGCAUGGUCUUGGGGCGUUAAGGAAUCAGACAAGACUCUCUGAUUCUGAUUCGAAUGACUUGACAACCCACCAUGGAACAAGUGAGAUGACUGUCUCUUGAGAAGUAGAGGAAGAUACGAAUGGCAACUCUUUGGCAAGUCGAAUGAGGCGACAAGGUCGGGUUCUACUAGGACGCUCAGGCAGGAGACGCAGAGAUAGAGAAGCUAACCAGAGCACAGGUCCUCCUAGAUGAGACAAGUUACAACAAAACCCUUUGUCUGAUUCAGGGUUCCAGGUUAAAGUUGUAUGGUAUGGUUUAUGUACAAACGUAGUCGAAAUAAUGCUUUUGGACCUUGUGAGAACCCUUGUCUACUUUCACCAUUGACAAAAUUUGACAAAGAAGCACUGUGUUUACUCGUUUUUUACUGCAUCUCGCUGUAACUUUUUCUGGAAGAAAAUUUAGAUAAACA
This is a messenger RNA of Brassica oleracea var. oleracea, 1265 nucleotides long. RefSeq lists its product as uncharacterized. NCBI's taxonomy places the organism in Eukaryota, Viridiplantae, Streptophyta, Magnoliopsida, Brassicales, Brassicaceae. Bases 305 to 916 code for a protein of 203 amino acids. The record is from RefSeq and is a predicted model, not a curated record. The transcript is spliced from 2 exons.